GCGAGAAGAUCGUUGCCGGGGAAAAACUCACUGCUUCCAAGCGGCAACCCUCCCGGUCGACGGUGAUCGCUCAUGAUAUCGUCCGAAAGUCACCAGGGACCAGCCGGGGUAGGACACAAAUCGAUUCCUCAUUCCAUACGUCCUCCGCCUCGUCGCUGUAUGCGCCGCCGCGAAGAGCGCGAGCGUCCUCCUCGAUAACACGUUCACGUGGUGGCACGUCCCGCUCUCGCUCCCGAUCGUCGUGCCCCUCUACGCCGCGCUCUCGAACGUCUGGAGGGAAUACGCCAUCGGGCGCGAGGCGGCAAGACUCGGCGCGGUGCUCCCGCCCAGACUGGCGCAUCGGUGGCCGGGAGGGCUCGACGCGCUCAUGUUCGUGUUCCGGAACCAGAGGAAGGGCGUGUUAGCGCGCCCGCUCUGCAUAUGGCAGGAGAAAUACGGGAACAUCUUCAAUCUGCGGCUGCUGUGGGAGAACAGGUACUGGACGUGCGAGCCGGAACACAUCAAGUGCAUCCUGGCGACUGAAUUUGACAAGCAUGAGAAAGGCAGCGUCUUCCGGUCCGUAGUGUCCACCGUGCUCGGCACCGGAGUCUUCAGCGCAGACGACGAACUCUGGAAAUUCCACCGCUCCAUGACGCGUCCCUUCUUCGUCCGCGCCCGCAUAUCGGACUUCGACGUAUUCGACCGGCACGCGCAAGACGCCAUACGGCUCCUCAAGUCGCGCGCGCGCGAAGGGUACGCGGUAGACCUUCAAGACCUCUUCUCGCGAUUCACACUGGACAGCGCGACCGAGUUCCUCUUCGGGUACGACGUGCGCUCGCUCUCCGAGUCCCUUCCCUAUCCGCACAGCGCGUCCCCUACUCCUUACGCCUCUUCCUCCUCCCGCACCUCGUUCUCCUCCGCGUCAGACUUUAGCACGGCCUUCUCCGCCGCGCAGUCCAUCAUGUUCGAGCGCAACCCGCUCGGGACGUGGUGGCCCCUUCGCGAGUUCUGGGAAGACAAGACGCGGAAGCACAUGCGCGUCAUCGAGGGCGUGAUCGACCCCAUCCUUGCCCGUGCGCUGGCGAGGGAGAAGGCGCGCAGGGCGGAGAUCGGCGCGGGCGCGGAGAAGGCGGACACGAAGAAUUCCGGGGCGUUGGAGGUCGCGGAGGGCGAGACGCUGCUGGAGUACCUGGUCAAAGUGACGGAUGAUCCUGUCAUUCUGAAGGACGAGAUGAUCAACAUAAUGGUGGCAGGACGCGAUACGACGGCGACCCUUCUCACGUUCGCGUCGUACAUGUUCAGCGAACACCCGGACGUUCUGAAGCGUCUCCGAGAGGAAGUCGUCCGCACUGUGGGGGAUCGCCGGCCGACGUACGAUGACAUCCGGAACAUGAAGUAUAUGCGCGCAGUCCUGAACGAAACCCUCCGCCUCUUCCCUCCCGUGCCGCUCAACCUCCGGAAGUGCAAGACCGACGUCCUUUGGCCGUCCAAACGUGCCGAUGGACGGCCGUAUUACGUCCCCGCCGGCACCACGACGCCAUACAGCGUGUGGCACCUUCACCGGCUCGAAUACCUCUGGGGCCCGGACGCGCACGUGUUCGACCCCGAUCGGUUCCUCGACGAGCGCGUGCAUCGAUUGAGCAGGAACCCGUUCAUGUUCCUCCCUUUCAACGCCGGGCCGCGGAUCUGCCUCGGGCAGCAGUUCGCGUACAACGAGGCGUCGUUCAUGCUCGUCCGCCUCCUGCAGACCUUCUCCUCGGUCGAGCUCGACAUGGCCGCCGUCCCGCCCGGGAAGAUUCCUCCCGUGUUCGACGACAUGAAGAGGAACGAGAAGGUUUGGAUCAAGAGCCAUCUGACGUCAUAUGUGGAUGGUGGACUCUGGGUGAAACUGGGCGAAGCCUGAGGCGUUCCCGUCUGCCUCAGUGGCUAAUAUAUCGGUCCAUCAGGGUAAGCAGGAGCAAGCAGGUCAAAAACACGAGUGGUACGCCACAGACAGAGCGUGUACGAUCGUCGACAUCAUUCGUGCGCGUAUCUCUCAGGCCCCAGAAUAUCCGGAUAGUUUGAUUUGGCGUAUUGUAUGUUGAGGCACUGCGGUCGAUCGUAGCAGAGCUGGGAUAUGAAACUGAUCUGCUAUGGUGCUAAGGUAGGGCUCAUUCAUACAUAGCUACUAGUGACAUUGCAGUGACACUCACGUGAAUAUGUGAUACUCAAUUCAG
Messenger RNA from Punctularia strigosozonata HHB-11173 SS5, 2195 nucleotides. Its product is annotated as cytochrome P450. NCBI's taxonomy places the organism in Eukaryota, Fungi, Basidiomycota, Agaricomycetes, Corticiales, Punctulariaceae. The record is from RefSeq and is a predicted model, not a curated record. The transcript has 18 exons. The coding region runs from base 368 to 1882 and encodes 504 amino acids. Gene Ontology annotation, molecular function: monooxygenase activity; iron ion binding; heme binding.